AGCGACCGAGUCGUGUACCCCGCGGACGUUAAUGCGCUCCACGAGCGUGCACACGAUCCCCAGUGAUAAGAACGGUACACAUACACACAUACACAUACGCGCACACGCACACGCGCACAUACAUACACAUUCACACGCACGCGUGCGCGCGCGCGGAGGCGCAUACAUUCAUGCACAUACAUACGCGUAUACCUGUGCCUAUACAUACAUCUUCAUGCACGUCGGCUACUGAGCGGCGUGCGUGCGUGUUCACGCACACAGCGAAGGCGCGUUGCACGCCGUACACGUACACGCUGAACACGUGGACACACCUGUUCGUCGCGCGUUUUCGCCGCGGCGCCGACGCCGGACGACCGAUUCUCUCGCGGACUCACGCGUGUGCGUGAGCAGUGUCACACGUUUCGUCCUCCUAACGUAUCCAGACUCCAGUCUCUCUCCACUUUCAAGGAAUCGCUUCUUCAGAGAGGAAAAAUUUAUCUCUAUAAUUCAGGAUGUGAACAAUUCCUGCGACAUUUUUCCCCUUGUUAUGCACCGAGAAUUAAUUGACACGCGAAAUGAGAGUGGAAUUAUUUGAGUGUCAAAUUGUUCUCGUCUUUCAUGUGCCGUAGCAUGUCUAUAGAUUGAGAAAUUGCCCAACGAAAAUCAAGUAUAAGAUCAAUCUUUAUGAACUGUCGUAUCGUCUGUAUCAUCUGUAUAUACGUAUCUGUAUAUCUAAACACGUGCUGGACGAAGCUUAUGCGUGCGUCAAGGAAAGUAAGUGUCGAGUGCUGGAGUAGUGCGUGCGCAUCACCAAGCUUCGCAUCACCACCACGAUCACUUUCCCCCGACAAAUUUGAAGGCACGAAUCGCGUAAUUAGUCGCGACUAGUCUCGCCCAAAAACCGACAUCGACGAAACGAGUGAAUUGCAGGACGAAGAAAAAAAGAAGAGACGCGAGAAAGAAAAGAGAACCGUAUCUCUCUCGCGGUAAUUGCUCGUGGUUGGAGCGUAUUCUUGAGAGCGAAAGGUACCUGUCGCGUCGCGAGAGCGAUAUGCGAAGGAACUUGGGCGAGUCUCAGCUCACAAUCAGUUCUUCUCGAAUGUCGCACAUGUAAAGUGAGGGAAAAGUGAAGAUUCGAAAAUCUCCGUGGACGGAAAACGACGGAGAAAAACGUACGUGAGUCCUCCAUUUGUUCCCCAAGUGUUCGCGUGUGCAUGUUUAGUGCUCAGCAGAGAGGAAAAAAGGAUCGUCCCUCCACGCGGAGGACAGACGCCAGUGGAUAUUCGGUGUUGGUGCGUAGACCGGAAGAAUCUGCGGAGUGCCGUGUGUCGAUAAGAAAGAUCGAUAAUACAUAUUUGGUGAGAGUGGUGACAGAAGGAAAGAGAUCGAAGGAUACAUACAAAUACGGCGUGACGAGAGGAUAGUGGAGGACCCAUAGAAAUCGCGGACAAGUGCUUGAGGAAGCGGCCGAGAAGCGACAGCAGGGGAUAUCGAUGAUAUGCGGUAGUCGAGGGAUUCCCCAGGGAGAGACAUGAGGGCGGCCGCCACCUACGUCCUGUUCUUAACCCAUCUCAUACAGACGACAACCGCGAGCGGAUACUUUGAGGUGCAGAUCCUUUCGCUGACGAAUAACAGAGGCACCCUGGUGGACGGUAGAUGUUGCGGAGGGGGAGGCGGGGGCGGAAAAGGAGAAUUCCCACCCUGUACGACUUCCUGCUCGACGGCCUUCUGGCUCUGUCUCAAGGAGUACCAGUCGAACGUUACCGCCAUCGGCUCCUGCAGCUUCGGCAACGUAUCUAGUCACGCCCUCGGUCCGAACACUUUCACCCUCACCGACCCCGUCACUCUGCAACUCCACUUCACCUUCCGAUGGACGAGGCAAUUCACGUUGAUUCUACAAGCGAGGGACGAGUCGAGCGCCGGCGUGAUUGAGGAAGCGAGUUACAGCGGCAUCGUCUUGCCAGGACCCACGUGGCACACUCUCAAUCAUCAAGGAAGAAACGCUCACUUGGCGUAUCGGGUGCGAGUCCAGUGCGCCGAUCAUUACUACAAUGCGACCUGUACGAAAUUUUGCCGACCUAGAAACGACAUUUUCGGCCAUUACACCUGCGAUGAAAACGGGGACAAAGUGUGUAUACAGGGAUGGAAAGGCGUCGACUGUGAGACAGCUGUGUGCAAGGAGGGCUGCCAUCCCGUGCACGGCCACUGCAACGUAAGCGGUGAGUGCCAAUGUCGGCACGGUUGGCGCGGAGAAUUAUGCGAUCAAUGCAUGCCCUAUCCAGGCUGCAAGCACGGCUAUUGCAAUGGCUCGAGUUGGCAGUGCAUCUGCGAUACGAACUGGGGCGGUAUCCUCUGCGAUCAGGAUCUCAACUACUGCGGCACCCAUGAGCCGUGCCAGAACGGCGGCACGUGCGAAAACACCGCGCCCGACCAGUACCGAUGCACGUGCCCGGAGGGCUUCUCUGGACCCAACUGUGAGAAGGUCGACAAUCCGUGUGCGUCUAGUCCGUGCCUGAAUGGCGCGACUUGUCGUGAACUCGGGGAGACCGCGCAGUGCGAGUGCGCCCAGGGGUUCGCCGGAUCAUUUUGCGCCACCGAUAUCGACGAGUGCGCCUCACAGCCGUGCCAGAACGGCGGUACUUGCGUAGACGGCAAGAACGGCUUUGUCUGCAACUGCCCAUCCGCCUGGCAAGGCGUGCUCUGCCAGUUCGACGUGGACGAGUGCACGCUCAAGGAAUCGCCCUGCAAGAACUUCCUCACCUGUAUCAACCUGGCCGGGGAUUACAAAUGCCGUUGCCGGAGCGGCUUCAUGGGCAAGAAUUGCACGAAGAAUAUCAAUGAUUGCGUCGGCCAGUGCCAACACGGCGCGCUUUGCAUCGAUCUGGUAGAUGAUUAUCAUUGCAGCUGCACUCCCGGCUACUCUGGCAAGGAUUGCGACGUUGACAUCGACGAAUGCGCGUCCAAGCCGUGCCAAAAUGGCGGCGAAUGCCGCGAUUUGGUGAACGCUUACGAGUGCGUGUGCCCGGUGGGCUUUACUGGCUAUCAGUGCGAGAUCGAUCGUGAUCAUUGCAGCCCAAAUCCAUGCCGUAAUUCGGCACCGUGUUUCAACACACAAACUGAUUACUACUGUCACUGCCCGGCACAAUGGCAAGGCAGAAAUUGUUCGGAAUCGGUCUCACAUAAUCCGCAAUUUGGAAUAUUGGACGAUGGGCAAUCGGGCUGUGGCAGCGAGGGUACUCCGUGCGGCGGUAAGGGCCGAUGUAGCGGCGGCAGAUGCAUCUGCGAUCCGGGUUACACUGGCGUGCACUGUCACGAAAACAUCAACGACUGCCGUGGCAAUCCUUGCCUGAACGGUGGCACAUGUGUCGACCUGCUUAACUCGUUUCAGUGCAUUUGUAUGGAAGGCUGGACCGGAGAUCUUUGUGACCAGAAUGUGGACGAGUGUCUGACACAGCCUUGUCGCAAUAAUGGUACCUGCGUGGAUGGCGUGGCAGAUUUCACGUGUAUUUGCCGGGGUGGUUGGAAGGGCAAGACGUGCGCGCUGCGCGGCGGCCACUGCGAGCCGGGCACUUGCCGGAACGGUGGCACCUGCCAGGACCGCGGUGAUGGUUUUACGUGCCACUGUCCACGCGGAUGGGAAGGCGCGGCCUGUCACAUCGCAUCGCCGUCGGCGUGUACGAGUAAUCCUUGCGCGAACGGCGCGACCUGCGUGAACACGGUUGACGGCAGCUAUCGAUGCGUCUGUCGCGAGGGUUUCGAAGGGCCGAACUGUCUGCGCAACGUAGACGACUGUCAGCCAGUGCCAUGCUUGAACGGCGGCAAAUGCGUAGACGGUGACAAUUGGUUUAGAUGUGAAUGCGCACCCGGCUUCACCGGUCCGGAUUGCCGCAUCAACGUGAACGAAUGCGGGAGCGGUCCGUGCACCGGUGGUGCCACUUGUGUAGAUGGCAUCGCGAGCUAUUCGUGCAUCUGUCCACCCGGUAGAACUGGUGCGCGAUGCGAGAUCCGAACAGCUGGUGGACCCGGCUGCACGGCCGCCACGUGGGAAGAUGACUGUAACGUAUGCGAGUGCCGGAAUGGCAAAAAUCAGUGCAGCAACGUCUGGUGUGGGCCGGGCAAUUGCCUGAACGGUACCUCUUGCUUGGCUCAUGAGGUCUGCGUUCCUAGUCCAGGCGAGAGUUGUCUAGUACCGCCGUGUCCGGCAUGGGGCGAGUGUCGCCCUGUCGAAACGGGAAGGCGAGUUGGUCCACCGGCGCUACCAGCUCCGCCGUCUUGUUGGCCUGGACAGUCCACGCUCGGGCCAACAUGCUCAAGACUCACGAUACUACUGCGAAGGGAUACCCUAGCAUCCGGCACAUCGGUGGAACUAUUAUGCCGUCGUCUAAGGAAGCUUCUAGCCGAUCCACGAAGGCCGCAAUCAGUGGUGCUGUUAUGCGAUUUGAAGCCUGGGGACAACGAUACGGUAGAAGUGACCAUUUUUUCAGAGGCGGCGGCGGACGCAGCUCGCGACCUCGGCGAAACGCUCAGUCGCCCAUUAGCCAGACCUCUCGUUUUGGCCUCCGUGCUAGAGGUCAAAGUAGAGACGGCGCUGCUCAGAGAGCCUAGUUCAGCGGGUGCGGCUAAUACCGGCAGUUAUGUGGCCGUUCUAGGUGGUGCUCUGGCGACUGUACUAUUGUUGGCUCUAUUCGGCAGCCUCUGGUACCUUAGAACUAUGAGGCACAGAUCGAACUUGACGGCGACUACCAGCAGCGAAACUUCGUUGCAUCGUCAUCGCAGCGAUUUAGAUGAAAAGUCGAACAAUCUUCAGAACGAAGAAAAUCUGAGGAGAUAUGCCAACCCGCUCAAGGACCAGGAUUCCGAACCCCGUGUGUCCGUCGUGAGGCCUUUGUCAGGCACUUCGCACAUUGGCACAUUGACCGGCGCCGAGGAGAGUCUCGAAAUGGUGUCUGAGGAAGGCAGACAUCGCUUACCACCACUCUACAAACCGCUUAGCGCGGAAGUCAAAAACAAUACGGCCAGUUUUAGCUAUGAGGGAGGACCGCAUAAGCCUUACAGCAAGCCCAGACUGCAAGAACCGCCGUAUCCUCAUCAGCAGCCGGGUACCAGUCACAUGACAGGGCCGCAUCAAGUGCUAACGGUACACGUAUGAUUAAAUAUCAUUAAAGUAAUGCGAAAACAGUUGGAUACUGUUGAUGAUUUUUCUUGCAUAAUGAUGCACUAAUGAAAAUUCUUAGAGACUAGAAGGUAAGAAAUUGAACGCUUACUUGGACAAUCUGGUUUUUUUUGUGAUAAUGGGAAGUGUGACUCUCUCGAUUUUGAAAUCAUUUGAGACGGCUCUCUAUUGAGAGGUUCUUCUUUAUGAAAGUUGAAACAAUGUUUAGAAUAUAUUAGAGACAAAUGCAGACAAAAAAUAAAGAAAACGCGUAAUUUUUCUAUGGCACAGCAAUUCGAUUAUGUUAUAUUUGCUAUAACAUAAAUUUUUAAUGCCUCUUUGAAACGUAUCGUUUUACGAUAUUGCUUCACUCAUAGUAUUAUUAGAAUAUGACUAUUAAAAUUUUCAAUUUUGAAAUAAUUGUAUAAAAAUAUUAGCACGAUUUUCAGAUUAAAAAUUCAGAAAAAUGAUGACUUUUUUUUCCUUAUUCAGCUUUUUCGUGCUUCUAUACGACGAUAAUAAGCGACAAUAAGCGAUUUAUUAUAAAUAAUUUUAAUGAUAAUGAUCAGUUGUUAUCGUUGUACAUAUGUAUAUAGCUCGUACUUAUUAAUUUCGCUAAGCCUGUAUCUCCUUCGCAUUCCCAGCGUUGUCAUUCCUCUGUCCCUUAUACGGCGCCCUUUUAUAUGUUUAUAUUUAAUUUUAUGUUCUUUUGAUAUUAUUAUUUUAUUAUCGCCAUUGUUAGAAUUUUUUCAUAAUUUGAAAAAUAAGAAGCACAGUCGCAUGAGAUGUAUUGUACGUUUGUCUCGAUCAUCGUGGAAGUGCUUGGUAUGUAUGAUAUAACGUGGGCUUCAAACGACGUUCCUUCAGACGAUAUUAUUGUGAUACUCGUAGAGAAACAACGUUACUGUAUAGGAUAUUAUGAUACUCCACGUGUUCAUUUACUUCAACGAGUUUUCUUUUUUCUUUUCGCGAAAACACGACACGUGAUUUUUACGCGAUGAGAGAUACUGCCAUUGCGAGAGGAUCAUGUGCUACACGAGACAUUAAAUCGCGGCGGCACAUUGACUUGUAAAGAACAUUAGUGACGUAAUUAUAAAAUAGAUUUAGAACGUAUUAGAAUGCAGAGUAAAAACGAUGUAUAUAGUGACGCUAUUACAUCGUGGAACGAUGUAAAUAAAUCUAAGUACACAUAUUCAGAUCGUUCUUAUCCCCAGUCAUUGUCGACCUCACCCUUAGAUGUGCAAUUCGUUUUCUUUCCUUUUUUUUUUUUUUUUUUUUUUGUAUCAGCGUUUCCCGUAUCGCGCUCUGCGAAAUGGCCACAAGUUUAAACUGAGAAACGUAACUCGUUUAGACAUAUAGAUUUACAGCAGGCAGGAACAAAGUUUUAUAAUAGAUACUUUAUUUUGUAGAGAAAACUAUAUUAUUGUACGAAUACACAUAUAGAAGAGAAUGAGAGAUGACGAAUAUAUAAAUAUAAAUAUAUAUUAUAUAUUAUUUUAUAUGUUAUAUAUUAUAUUAUUUUUAUUUUAUUGUCUUGUAUUAAUUAUUUUCAGAUCGUAAGCAAUAAUUGUCAUUGUACAAUUUUUUUGUUUAUUCUCGUUGGCUUCAAAGUGAAGUACAACAGCAAAAAUCUAUCAAAUUAAUGCUUCUAAUCGAAGACGAUAAACAAUUAAAAAACAUCUAGUGUUGUGAUUUGAUAUCAAGUGUUUGAUAUCAAGAAGUAAACGAAUGCGUGUAUAUAAGCCCCCCCUCCUACUACCCCCUCGUUUCCUUCUCUUUCUGCAUAGAUUUACGACGAUGUGAAGGAUUUCAAUAAAAAAAGUACAACUCUU
Monomorium pharaonis (pharaoh ant) is the source of this 6963-nucleotide messenger RNA. It is a transcript of the gene Ser, whose product is annotated as protein jagged-1. Gene Ontology annotation, molecular function: Notch binding; calcium ion binding. Gene Ontology annotation, cellular component: signaling receptor complex; plasma membrane; cell surface. Bases 1511 to 5128 code for a protein of 1205 amino acids. Gene Ontology annotation, biological process: multicellular organism development; Notch signaling pathway; axon guidance. The transcript is spliced from 6 exons. Lineage: Eukaryota; Metazoa; Arthropoda; Insecta; Hymenoptera; Formicidae. The record is from RefSeq and is a predicted model, not a curated record.